AUGAGUGUAUGAAUGUGAAGAAGUAUCUUAGCAAAUCAAAGGAUUACUGUACUUGUGUAGUAUCUUUCCAUCGAUACAAGGUGUUAGAUUUACAAGUAUACGUAAUACCUUUAUGGUGAUGAUAGCUAUAUGCACAAAUAGGACAAUUUAUUUACAAUGGUCACUUGGUACUUGUGCACCAUUGAAAAUAAUGGGAGCAUAAAAUAGCCGAUGCGUCAAUGUCGACACAUAUAAAUUGUUGAAGAUGGGAGAAAAAAUACGAAAGCAGAUCAACUUAAUAAAAGGAUGUGGCUAAGAAUUCAAGCCAUGCAAGGAAUUGUUGCAGCAGUUGACUUGUGUUUGUAGGGUAAGCUAGCAUUCAUCAUCAUAAUAAUGUUUCUGUUGCUAUUGGGUAGGAUGAGUGCACUCAAUGAAUGACUAUAACCUCUUCUCUGCUCUCUGAAGCUAGCUCCUUAUAAGUGAUAGUUCAUAUGCUUCCUACCACCAAGCACUUCUCACAGCAACCAUAAAAGGUCACUCUCUCUUCCCCUACCCUCAUCAGACCGAAGACGACCUUAACUUUUACAAUAAGAGAUCACGACGAGAAUAAGCCAUGGCUCAGCUCAGUUACAACCUCUUCAUUCUUCGUGUACUUCUCCUCUCAGUGCUUUUCUUUUCUUUAGUUUCAGGUAAUGACAUUGUUGAAGGUAUUAAGGAUGUCAAUAAUGAUCACCACAUUGGUCAGUUAUUUCAUAAGGAUACCAAAGUGAAUUCACGGAAGCUGGCUAUGAUGCUAGAUGCAACAAUGCAUGACUACGAUAAUGCAGGAGCCAACCCCAAACACGAUCCUCGAAGGAGACCUGGCAAUGGGAGAAACCCAUGAGUGAUUAUAGACUGCAUGCUACUACUUAAUCCACUUAUAGUAUCGAUAAUUUUGAUCAUGUACUAAGAACUCAAGGUGACGAUGUACGUCGCCUGCUAUAUAGAGCCAGCAAUCCAGAUGAGAGUUAAUUUCUUCAAUAAUGCUGAUAUGAUAUGCUGGUGUAUUAGUCUCGCAAGUUGCCUGUGUGGUGGCAUUGUGGCCAUUGGCCAUAGGAAUACAAAUAGCUUCAUAUCGUAUGCAAUUCCUUUGGCUAUUGUUUCUCUGUUAUAUAUAUGUAUCAAGUAUGAAAUAAGCUUUCUGCCAUCCUCUUGGCGCUGAAUGAAUGAUAAAUAUGGUAAAGGGUUGAUAUAUUUUUACGCGA
Messenger RNA from Argentina anserina (silverweed cinquefoil), 1223 nucleotides. RefSeq lists its product as uncharacterized. The coding region runs from base 593 to 862 and encodes 89 amino acids. The transcript has 3 exons. NCBI's taxonomy places the organism in Eukaryota, Viridiplantae, Streptophyta, Magnoliopsida, Rosales, Rosaceae. The record is from RefSeq and is a predicted model, not a curated record.